CCUAGAUUUUAUGCCCAGGCAUACCAAGUUUUAGAAGAAAGCAGCAGAAGCAAAUUGCCCCCGAGGCCCCGAGGCCCGAGCAAUAAGCUAAGCUUGCCUGACAUUCACGAGAGAGCAGUAGCAGCUCCAGCGACGUAGAGGAAACCUGCAAUCUUUUAGAUCCUCCCAUGGCCGCGCUCAGUUCCUCUGCUCCUUCCAAAACUUUGGCACUUCAUGCCUCGGUGGUCGUCGUUUCUCCUUGCCGCUGCGGGAACAAACCGGCGAUCGCCGCAUCGGUCCCUCGACGACGGCGAGGUCUUGGCGGCUUAACGACGAACUCUUCAGGCAUGAACAGCGCCCGCUUCCCGCCGAUCAAAGGAUCAGCGACACGAAUUUCUGCGGCUGACCCUGGAAGUACUCCCAGCCCAGUUCCGUCAGGCGGAAACCUCCCCAUUCCCGGCAUUCCUCCAUGGGCCCAGUGGUUGGUUGGUGCAAUCGUGUUCGCGGUGCCUCUUUACAGACAGUUCAGAGCGAUGGAAGAUAAGAUAGAGAAGACGGCGGAGGUGGCGAUCGAGGUGAUCGACAAGGUGGCAGAGGAGACGGAGAAGAUCGCCGACGAGGUUGCCGACAGGUUCCCCGGCAAUGAAACGCUCAAGAAGGCAGCAUCGAAGAUUAAGGCGGUCGCGGAGGAGAUCGAGGAAGAUGCUGAUAAAGCCGAGGCCCUGAUCGAGAAGGUUGAUGAGAUAAUGGAAGAGAUGGAUUCCAUAGUUGAUUCAAUAAUCGACAAGGACAAGAAGAAGAAGAAGUAAGAACUGUAUAGAUAUAUACGGAGCUCAAGGAGAGGAGAGAAAUAAGAGAGAACCAGCGAGCGAUUGUCUCCAUUCGCAUGUUUAUCGAAGCUCGUCGCGUCGUUUCUUGUCAUGUGCUUGUACACGGUCGCCGAAAGGAACCACGCCAUCGAAGCCAAAUAAACCAAUCAAGGAUUUUGUCAAUAAAUACUAGUAUAUAUUUUUGUUCAUGUGCUGUCACUGUAGUGAAACGAUAAAAGAACGGUUUGGAAGAGUUUCUUCAGAAA
This is a messenger RNA of Panicum virgatum (switchgrass), 1054 nucleotides long. RefSeq lists its product as uncharacterized. The transcript has 5 exons. The record is from RefSeq and is a predicted model, not a curated record. NCBI's taxonomy places the organism in Eukaryota, Viridiplantae, Streptophyta, Magnoliopsida, Poales, Poaceae. The coding region runs from base 168 to 788 and encodes 206 amino acids.